Messenger RNA from Racocetra persica, 780 nucleotides. The record is from the annotation of a GenBank genome assembly. Lineage: Eukaryota; Fungi; Glomeromycota; Glomeromycetes; Diversisporales; Gigasporaceae.
CCAGAAGUCGAUUGUGCUGAUGAUUCCUUACAUGAGGAUGAGUCUCAAUUGACUCCUGACUCACCAAAGAGCGGGGGGAUUCUCCCUCAUUUUGAAUACGUUUCUUACGACAGAGUUCAAGAUCUUUAUGAACAACGAAAGGGACAUUUCUAUUUUAUUCCUGAUGGCUUUGAACCAGUUUUAGUCCCAAACGACUCUAAAGCUUCUGCAGUAACCAACUUGUUGGAAAACUCCAAGCCUGUCUCCUCUGCUCCUAAUGUUUCAAGAAUGCUUCCGGAUUCUGAUGUUCGCCUUCCAUCCUUUGCUCUUCCCUGCGGAGUUGCUGGCUCAAAGAAAGACAAUUCUGCAAAUGGUAAAAAUGAUGCCUCAACCAGACGUGUUUCCGCACCUGGCUUACCACAUAAUUUACUUGUAGAUACAUCUAACAAAGCGUCAGGAUCUAGACGCAUUCCCUCAGGAUUAAACGAUGCUGACGGUUAUCUCUCUGACUCUCAAUUAAUGGCAAUGCAAAAUCAACAAUCGUUCCGAACUAAUGGAGAUUUUGAAAAUCAUAUGUUCUAUGCAAGUCCAACAAAUACUUCUCAACAAGAAACAUUUGGUUUUAUUGAUAAUUCCAUGCCACACCAAUUUUCCUACGUCCAGAACACGUACGAUAAUUGUUCAACUGAUUUUGGAUCUUUUGAUGUUGAAUUUGAUGAAUAUGAUUAUAAUGGUCAAAUUACUUCGCUAGAUUAUCCUAUAAAUGACCAAUAUUCACAAUAUGUAACAAAAUACGAAUGA